UCAAAAACUAAACAUCAUAUUCAUCAAUCCUCAUCUCUCACAACGAAAAUAAAACAUGAAGUUCUUCGUUUCAGUUGCAUUGUUCUUUCUCUUCUUAAACUGUUUCGCUACCGCGCAAACUCUUAUUCGAGAUUCUUGCAAAACAGCUGCAGCAAAAGAUCCUACUCUCAAAUAUGAUUUUUGCGUCCAAUCUCUUGAACAAGAUCCACAGAGCAAAACCGCAACUAGUCUAAAAGGAUUGGUCUUAGCAUCAACUACUAACGCUGAGUCCAAAACAACUAACGUGAAAGGGAUAGUUGAGACUAUUCUCAAGAGCAAAACGUAUCCACCGGGUACUGAACCUGCGUUACGCACUUGCGUAGAGCUUUAUGACGAUGCUAAUAAUUCUUUAAAUGAAGCUUUGAUGAACGUUAAAUCCGGCGAUUACAAAAGUGCUAAUGUGGAUCUGAGUGCUGCUUUGGAUGAACCGGGCACUUGUGAAGAUGGUUUCAAAGAGAAGCACGCGAAAUCUCCCGUUACAAACGAGAACAAUGUUUUGUUUCAGAAGAUUUUGAUUCCUUUAGCUUUUACAAAUAUGCUCUGAUGAAAUUACCAUAACUUUUUGUAUUAUGUGCUAUGAAUUUUCCUUUAUCUAAUAAUAAAUAAUAGCAAAGGAACUUUAUUUUA
Molecule: messenger RNA, 666 nt
Organism: Brassica napus (rape)
Lineage: Eukaryota; Viridiplantae; Streptophyta; Magnoliopsida; Brassicales; Brassicaceae
Product: pectinesterase inhibitor 12-like
Exons: 1
Coding region: 56-583 (175 amino acids)
Molecular function (GO): enzyme inhibitor activity
Source: RefSeq, a predicted model, not a curated record